GUUGUCGCUCGCCGCACCCAAAUUCACACAAAAUGCUGUCUGCCGCUAGACUGAUCGCCCCUGUAGCCAGGUCUGCCAUUUUCAGCAACACUGCACUGGUCAGGCCACUGGCAGCAGUACCCUCGCAGACACAGAUUGUGGCUGCUGCCCCCUCCCAGCAGCUAUCAGCAGUGCGCUCAUUCCAGACCACCUCAGUGACCAAAGACAUUGACUCAGCUGCCAAAUUCAUUGGUGCUGGUGCAGCGACAGUCGGUGUAGCGGGUUCCGGAGCGGGUAUUGGAACAGUGUUCGGUUCAUUGAUUAUCGGCUAUGCCAGGAACCCCUCCCUGAAACAGCAGCUGUUCUCAUACGCCAUCUUGGGUUUCGCCCUGUCUGAGGCUAUGGGUCUCUUCUGUCUUAUGAUGGCCUUCCUGCUGCUGUUCGCCUUCUAAGCUCUUUACUGUUAAGAACACUACUGCCAUCCAUCAUAAUGAGGUUUCAGUGUAUACUAUCUGGUGUGGACGGCCAUUGGAAUCAAAUGUGUGGAAACCUCAGCCUCAGUGAUGCAAUGACUGAUGUGUACAGUGUUACACUUAUAACCAGUGCGUCAUCUUGAUUGCAAUUUAUUUAAUUAUGUAGUUUAAAAGGAAAUCUGCAAAUAAAAUGUUGUACGUAAACAUUAUCUGGAGCUACAAUUAUUUCUACUCCUGUAUAUUAGACUGUUUAAAUCAUGUAAAGUCGGUGACGAUAUUAUAAAGCCAGUGAAUGCAUAAUUGCGUGUGUAUUGCCAUCGACUUUGGUGUAAACGUUAUCCUGUUUGAGAAUGUCGGUCAUCAUCUGUAAUGUACAUUUUUAGGGCCAAUAAAUGAUACAAAUUAAAAUCC
Molecule: messenger RNA, 863 nt
Organism: Diatraea saccharalis (sugarcane borer)
Lineage: Eukaryota; Metazoa; Arthropoda; Insecta; Lepidoptera; Crambidae
Source: the annotation of a GenBank genome assembly